Aspergillus affinis is the source of this 1521-nucleotide messenger RNA. RefSeq lists its product as uncharacterized. The transcript has 3 exons. The coding region runs from base 1 to 1521 and encodes 506 amino acids. NCBI's taxonomy places the organism in Eukaryota, Fungi, Ascomycota, Eurotiomycetes, Eurotiales, Aspergillaceae. The record is from RefSeq and is a predicted model, not a curated record.
AUGAGCAGCUGCUACCCACAGGUAGCCGGUGAGCUGCACUCUGGUCCUCGUAUGGUGGAUAACACCAUUUCCGACAUUAUUGCACUUGGAGGCGGUUACCGAGAAUACAACCAAGAACUCCUUUUCUAUUUCCUGCCGGAGAUAAGGCGCAUUGCGGAAGCGGUCCUGGCCGACCCAGAAUGUGCGGAGGAAUGUGAAUUGCUGGGCAUCACAAGACAAUGUUAUCGGCAGGCAAUGGCAUCGGACGGCGCCCUAAACUGUGCUCGCUACUUCUGCCCCUUUAAUGAAUCCACUGCAGAUCGAGCUUCCGCUCAAAGUGCUGAGCGCACGGAGAUCGUGGAGCAUGGGAUAGCUCUCAACAUUGAAUCUCUUCGAGUGGGUUUGCAUUCCAUUGGGAGGCAGGAAACAGAGGGCCGACAAAGAACCCAGCAGAUGUGGAUUGGACUCUGGACGGAGAUACUGAGAAACAGCCCCGGGCCAAUCUUAUUCGAUCCGCCUGCGAGUCCGCUUUUCAGUUCGUUCGACUUUCACUUGGAUGAAAUACCCCGUUACCUGUUUCGAACUUUCGAUCCGAAGAGCUUUGGGAGGAGUAAUGAGGAGGUGAUGGCUUCCCCAGCGAGUGAAAGUCGGACAGUGAAUAGCAGGAUUGACAUACUGAGCCAGGACGGGGACUAUGCAAUGUCCGUGGUGGACCGGCAUAUGAACCCGUGGAGAGUGAAGGAUUACGCGAGUCAACAACCCGACAACCUUGUGUCUUGGACGUCGUCCUUGCUAUAUGCCAUACAGUAUGCGUUCUACCGGCGCUAUCACCACGGCUGCACCGCGAAGAAUGUCAAAAUCUGCGUGGUGGAUACUCAAGACUUCACUCGAGGGCAAUUCAUCCAUGCUAAACGACUCCUGCAGGCGUAUUAUGGUCUCGUCAAGCGGGCUGAUUUGCGGCAAUAUUUCGACCUUCGUCUUCUCGUCUACAUCUACCAAAAUGGGGAGUACCUGUCGCAGGGUCUAAUCAAUCAUAGGGGACGAUCGCGAGUGAUUUCGCUAGCCCAGUUGGAAGAGUCAGGAUUGUAUUCGCUAUAUCCAGAGUUUGCAGAUGGACAUCGACACACGAAAUGGGCCGUCACGACGGCAUACCUUCGCCAGCUAUGGACAGUUGAACAGAUAACAACCUACGAAGAGAUUAAAAGGGCGAUAAAGUUGGCUCGUAACUGCUUCGCAGGCUUUCGCGUGUUAGAUAUCGUCGUCAUCCUUCUCUGUUUCAAAGAGCGUUUCAUUGAGCGGCGCGUUACUGAUAAUGAUCUCGUUUCGGAUCUCGAGCCACUCGUGCCUGAAUGGGGACGGAAGCCACAGGAGGUUCAGCAAUACCUCAUAGCCUCCCAAGUACUACAGUCUCUACCACGGAUUGCCAUCGGCGACGCCUUAGAGGAAACGGACGAGAAGAUACUCCAGGCACUUUGUAGCUGUUUUCAGGUACGUACCACAGAGCACCUCCGGGGCACUACACUUCUUCCCGCGGAAAAAUAA